UCAAUCUCAGAAACCGUCAGAAACAAAAGUCCAGAACGCACAAAACGAAUGCGAAUCACUUAAAUAGCAAGUCAAUAUUGCGAGUGGCGUUUAUCUGCAUUUACGUUUGUUGCCGCUUCAACGGUUCUCUCCUCAAUAUUUCGGGUGGCGUUAAUCUUCAUUUACGUUUAGUAUCGCUUCAACGAUUCUCUAAUUUAAAGAUGAAGCUGCUUUUGAUGUGGAUCCUCGUCGUGCUUGUCGCAGCACGCGCUCAAAUGUCUCCACAAGUGUCUCCACAAUUUCCUCCAUCUUCACAAGCCUCACAAAUUCCACAACCACAACAGUUACCACCAUCUAGCUGCCCUCAGAAAAAUUAUUACAUCAAUCGAAAAGAUCACUCGACGUGGUCUGAAGCAAAAGAGCGCUGUCAACUCGCGGGCAUGCAACUGGCUACCAUUGAUACAAGAGAGAAAUAUUUUCACCUUCGAAUGCAACUCGAUGAUCUAAAUAUCGGCGAUGGUUUUUGGGCAUAUGGAACAAGCAUCGGCCGGGGAACAUUCUAUUGGCCAGCAACAAAACAAGAAUUUACUUUCGCUGACUGGGGCCCCAAUCAACCAGAUCAUUUCGGUGGCAAUGAGGACUGUCUUGACUUCCGAAAGUACGACGGACAGUAUCGAUACAACGAUUUGAAUUGCAACAAUCGACAAGGAUUCGUUUGCGAAUAUCCAUAAAUAAAUGCAGAAUAUGACUAAAAUGAUUUUCCCCUGAAAAGAUUUCGGGAAUCGAACAAUUUUCGAGAAAAAAAAAUCAAUUUAUAAACCCUUUUAUGAUCUUUUCCAUUUUUAAUAAAUUUGCCUUUAACAUGAUCCAAAAUAA
Sitodiplosis mosellana (orange wheat blossom midge) is the source of this 855-nucleotide messenger RNA. Its product is annotated as C-type lectin 37Da-like. NCBI's taxonomy places the organism in Eukaryota, Metazoa, Arthropoda, Insecta, Diptera, Cecidomyiidae. The record is from RefSeq and is a predicted model, not a curated record. Gene Ontology annotation, biological process: biological process involved in interspecies interaction between organisms. Gene Ontology annotation, molecular function: carbohydrate binding. The transcript is spliced from 6 exons. Gene Ontology annotation, cellular component: external side of plasma membrane. Bases 201 to 710 code for a protein of 169 amino acids.